UUCCACAUUUUCAGCACCAGGCGGCCAAUUCCGUUAUGGCGGCUUGGAGGUUGCGGCGGUGUCCGUUUCCCGCCCGAGACUUGUUGCAGAGAAGGCUCGUCGUUUCGGGAGUAUCUGGCUCUUUUAGGGAAGGGGGCGACAGGUACGUUGGAUCGGAUCGACGCGAAACCGGGAGUCCCGUUAAUGACUUGGAAAGGCACCGUUCAGAAAAUGCAACCCUUCUGGAAAAAUCCCCCAUCGUGAAAGAAGAAACUAUUUUCCUUCCAAGAAAAAAAAUCUGGGAUAAAUCAGCAGUUCUUCAGGCACUUGCAUUAACUGUAAACAGGGAUAUUACAGCUGUUCCCUAUGCGUUUCAAGAUGAUCCUUAUCUUAUCCCCAGAAAUUCUUCAGAGCAUCAUUUCUUUUCCACAUCAAAAACAUCAGGACAAAAUGCAGCCAAAUUUGUUAUUAACACACAUCCUGAACUUUUUGAGAAAGACUAUGCUGAACCUCACAUUCAGAGUCUUAUGCCAAAAAUGUCGGUAUUGCAACUUGAAGAAGUGAGUGAGGUUGCAUUAAAAAAUCUAAUUCAGCUAAGAAAAGUAAAAGCAUCUGUGAAUAUGUAUGAUCAGCUUCUACAAGCAGGAACAAGUAUACCUCUGGAGACCUCGAACAAUCUUCUGGAUCUUCUGUGUUUUUAUGGAGAUAGAGAACCAGAUCAGGAGAAUGAUAGCAGUUUAGAAAAACAAGAAGAAACUGCGCCAAGAAGGGAGUUUGCAAGGAAUUCUUCUAAAUCCCAACAAAUUACAUGGAGGGAAAACAACAAUGCUGAGAGAAUAUUUCACCUAAUGCCUGAAAAAAAUGUACAUUCCUAUUGUACAAUGAUCAGGGGAAUGGUGAAGCAUGGAGAGUGCCAAAAAGCUUUUAACAUGUACGCUGAUAUGGUGAAUAAAAAUCUUAAGGCUGAUGUGAGCACCUUCAAUACACUUAUUUUAGCAGCUGUAGAUGUUAAGGAAAAAUACAUUGAGAAAUGGGCAUGUAUUGAAGACUUGCUGAGGCAGAUGGCUGAACAGGAUAUACAACCAAAUCUGCUAACUUUUAAUUCUAUCCUGAAAGCAUUGAAGCAGUGUGGUAAAGUAUCCCGGGCUAAGGCUAGACUGAUCUUGAAUGAGAUGAGAGCACUAAAUAUAGAGCCUAGCUUCGCAACGUAUUACCAUUUGUUGUGCAUGUCACAUAACAUUGCUGGAUUUUCUGAUUCCCAGUCCCAUAUACUAUAUGCUAUAGUAAAUGAAAUUGAAAGAAAAACUUUUUCUCCUCAGGAUCCAGAUGAUGUCUACUUCUUUCCAAAUGCAAUGAAAACAUGUCUGGAACUGAAGGACGUCCAACUUGCUUAUCGACUACAUAGAGUGCUGCAGAAAGCAGAGAACAGGAUAACGUUGCGAAAUAUGACACAGAAGAACUUUUAUUAUAUGUCAUUUUUUGAAUUGUUGGCUGUGAUGGAACACUUUGAUGUUUUGUUGAAGUGGUAUAAAGAACUGGUUCCAUCAGAAUUUUACCCAAAUAUUAGAACAAUAAUGGUGCUUCUUCAGGCAUUGGACUCUGGCAAUUGCUUGGAAUUGAUUCCCCAGAUAUGGAAAGAUAUUAAGCAAUUUGGAUUUAGUCUCAGAGACACUAUUGUACAAGAAGUUCUGGCUCUUAUGGCAAGAGAUGUACAGUCUCCGGAGACCCAAGUUGCAUUUGCUGAUUGUGCUGAAAACAUAAAAUCUCUGCAUGACUUAAAGAGCAAGAACAUGCAACUCCUGUGGAAAGACACUUCUCUUAAUAACACCACAAUACUUUUUGCCAGGGCUGGCAGAACACAAGAAGCUUGGAACAUGCUACAGCUGUUUAAAAAACACUCUCAAGUUCCCAGUGAUUUGACAGUGAAAGAGAUAUUCGGUUGCAUUAAACAAAGUACACAAGCGGAGAAAGCACUGGAACUAGUAAAGCUGACUGCUGAAUAUGGGAUACAAUCAACGUCCGUGCUUGCCAAGUCAACUCUAGAAGAAUUUGAGCUCUCUGCAGAGCAAAGGCAGACUCUGGUUGAUAUAAUAGAAGGAAGCUGUGGUUAUAAAUAGGGGUCAGAAGAGAAACCCCUUCCUCUUUGCUGAAAGAAAAAGUAACUUACCUGAUCUCAAUAUAGCGGUCAGAGAGUGGCCCUGAAAAUCUCUGCGAACCUUGUACAUAACUGUAUUAUAUUGGUAUUAUUAUCAUGUGGAUUCUCAUCUGAUGGCAGUUGGUAGGAAGUUCUGGUUUCACCUGUUUUGGAGUGUUUGUUCUCAUUCUCUACAACCUCAGUUUUUAAAACACAGUGUCUGCCAGAAUCGUAGAAUUAUUUACUUACUAUAUUGCAUCUACAUUUUCCUUGGAGAGGCUAAUAGAAAUAAAGAGUAAUCCAUUUGCCUCUUUUCAACAGAUGUUUUUUUAUUUAAGCUAAAUCUAUUUGAACUGACUAAAGAGCUCUAAAGAGGAGCAACAACAAGAAGUGUUAGAAGAAGAACAAGGAGGAAGAGAUAAAGAAGAAAGAGAUAGACCAAGAAGAGAAGGACUGUGAACAAGACCCCAGAGAGAAGCAAGGACCAAUAGAAGACCAAGACAGACCUACUAUUAAUAAGAUGGAAGAAGAAAUUAGAUUAAUUUCACUAAAUAUCAAUGGAUUGAAUUCCCCGACCAAGUGAAGGCAAAUGUUAACAAAAUUAACAAAACAGAAUGUUGAUAUUAUAUGCCUUCAAGAAGUACAUAUCCAAAAAUCAGAGUAAAUAUUUGGAAUUCCCCAAAUUAGGAAAAUUAUAUGUAGCAUUGGCAAAUCAAAAGAAAAGAGGGGUGGCUAUGUAUAUAAAAAAAGAGAUGAACGCAAAACAAAUUUACGUGGAAAAACAGGGCAGAAUCUUAAUGGUACAAUUGGAGAUAUCGCAAAAACAAGUAUUGUUAGUGGGAAUAUAUGCACCGAAUGCGAAUCAAAAAAUGUUUUAUCAAAAAUUAUAUGAUAAAAUAGUGGAGACAGGACAGACUAAGAUAUGCUUGGUCGGAGACUUUAAUGCCAUAAUGGAUACUUAAAAAGAUUGGUAAAGAACUAAAAAUAAAAAAGAACUGUCUACCAAAACCAUUCUGUGACUUAGUACAAGAAACUAAUCUAGAUGAUAUAUGGCAGAAAAGACACCCAAAUGAAAAAAGGUAUGCAUUCUAUUCCAACCCCCACCAAUUGUGGUCCUGAAUUGAUAUGGUGUGGACAAAUAAGACAAUUGGAAAUGAAAUAUCCAAAGUAGAAAUAAUGCCCAAUAUAUAUGGGCAGACCACAAUUCGUUAAAAAUUACCUGGAAAGGACAAAGGAAACAGAAAAUGAGAUGGACGCUAAACACAUAAGUCCUAAAAGAAAAAGAUUUUAUACAAAAAAUGAAAAAUGAAUUGGAAAUAUUUUUCAAUAUAAAUUUAAAGGACCAUACUAAUUUGCAGAAUUUAUGGGAUACAGCAAACACUUUUAUGAGAGGAGUAUCAAUAGCUUAUGCAAUUAGAAAAAACGAGAUGGAAAAGAAACAACAAAAUGAACUAAGAUAAAAAUUAAAGAACUAGAAAGAGACUUCAAAAGGAUCCAAAGAAUGAGACAAAAAAGAAAGAAUGAAGACUAGACAUAAAUUAAACUUAACAUUCCUAGAAGAACGAGCACAAAACCUAAAAUCUAUGAAACAAAACUUUUGAAUCAGCUAACAAACCAGGUAGAUGGCUAGCCCAUAAACUAAAAGUAGAAAAAGGAAGAGCUCGAAUGUUCUAAGGAUGUCUUUUUUGCUUUUAUGUACAUCAAAACUAAACAGCUGGCCCAAAAUAGAAAUAUCACCAUUGUUAGAAUAGCGCAUAUUUCAAUGUCACAAUGUAGUUCUGCAGAUUUAAUACUUUCAAAAGCAACAUGGUGUAGAAAGUGUUUCCCCCCUUAAUGAAGCACAUUUGAUUUGGUGGUGGGUUUACAUGUUUAUUUUGGUUUGGUUUGAAAAACAGGCUGAUUUUUAAAAUAGAUUUGUGAAUAAUCUUUUCCUAUAGUAAGGAAUCCUAGAAUGGGCUACAUUUCUCCCUUGCUCAGUAGGCAGAGCCAAGAACGUAACUAUUUGAGGAGGGAGUACCCACCACUGAAUUCACUAAGAGAAGUCAAUAGAAUUCCACCUGUGAUUUUGAUUCUUCUGGAAUUUAUAGCCAUUGCCUACUUCUGGCUGAACAGCUUGCUAAAAAUAUACAAACAAAAUAUCUCUUACUUGGAAUUCCUCAUAUCCCAAGUAGAUCUAAUCAUUCUACAGUUGUCCAAUUAAUAUUGUUCCUUUACAAAUUCUCCCUUGGUUUUUGACAAUAAAAGCAGGGGUGGCUCCGGAUUUCUAUAAAACAUUCCUAUAGAAUUUAAUUUUGGUACAAAAAUACAAUCAGCGUGGAGAAUUAUAAAAAUCUUCAUCAUGAUAGCGGUUUUUUUGGAAGAGAAAAAUGCCUUUUUUUUUCUGAAGGCAGUGGUCAUUUACCAAAGAAGGGAAUUGUGUUAAAACUUUCAAAACCAAAUGCAGAUUCCACAGUGGCAACUUGUAUAUUAUAGAGAAACACUUUACAAAAGUUGUAGGAUUCCCAACAUGCCUGGAAUAGUGAAAAGAGUAAAACCUUAUCUGUUAAGAAUAUUGGAUCAUAGGUUCAAUCAUAGAUCCUUUCAAGACUAAACUAGGAAAAUAUUUAUGUCCGAGAC
Notechis scutatus (mainland tiger snake) is the source of this 4729-nucleotide messenger RNA. It is a transcript of the gene PTCD3, whose product is annotated as pentatricopeptide repeat domain 3. Gene Ontology annotation, cellular component: mitochondrion. The record is from RefSeq and is a predicted model, not a curated record. NCBI's taxonomy places the organism in Eukaryota, Metazoa, Chordata, Lepidosauria, Squamata, Elapidae. Gene Ontology annotation, biological process: mitochondrial translation. Gene Ontology annotation, molecular function: ribosomal small subunit binding; protein binding; rRNA binding.